Molecule: messenger RNA, 2658 nt
Organism: Myripristis murdjan (pinecone soldierfish)
Lineage: Eukaryota; Metazoa; Chordata; Actinopteri; Holocentriformes; Holocentridae
Gene: ppp2r3b
Product: protein phosphatase 2, regulatory subunit B'', beta
Exons: 14
Coding region: 243-1991 (582 amino acids)
Biological process (GO): protein dephosphorylation
Cellular component (GO): protein phosphatase type 2A complex
Molecular function (GO): protein phosphatase regulator activity; calcium ion binding
Source: RefSeq, a predicted model, not a curated record
UUAAUCAAAGAUUUUUGUAGUUAUUUCCAUUUGCUCGUCGUUGCCAUUUACUCAGUCCGGGGUUAAUUUGCUAACGUUAGCCUGCUAAAGCUAUCUUGCCUCAGUUAUCGUUAGCGCCAAAGCAAACUGUUGUUGAUACGUUACAAGCUAUGUUGUCUCGACCUACACUUUGAAAAAAAUUUCGGUGAAUUGAAAUGCUUUGGUCAGAGUAACGUUAGCCAGCAGGUGAUACAGCCCACAAAAUGCCUUCACCUCAAGUCCUCCAGCCGGUGCUUAAGAUGAAGGUGGACGAGCUCUUCCUCAAUUGGUUGAGUGAGCCCACCACACAGUCAGUCCUCAAAGAUUACCUGGAUUUAAUCAAGAGUGGCCAAAGCAUUGAUUUGGAGUGUGUGGACAACAAGGACAAGAGGUCAUUGACCUUCAAUGAUAACAACAAUGUGGCAUCCCAGAGGAACCUGGCAGAGAGGAAGCCUGCUCCACUCAGUACUCCCUCCAGCCCCCCAUCCAGCCACACACUGCCCUCUGGGAGUAGCAGUAACGUCAGGGUAACAGGACCUAAUGGCAGAGUUCUGCGGAGGUCUGUCAGCACAAAAAAGGCCCAGGUGAAGACGGAGGAACCCGUCACCACAGCGCUGAGUGAAAGCAUUCCAAAGUUUUACUUCCCGCGGGGUCGGCCCAAAGCCAACCUCAACAUCGACAGCCUCAUUUCCAAGAUUGAGAAAAUAUUUUCCCAAUUCCCCAGUGAAAGAGCCACCAUUGAGGACAUGGGGCAAGUUGCCAAGGCCUGUGAGUGCCCUCUCUACUGGAAAGUUCCAUUGUUCUGCUCUGCUGGAGGCGACAGGACCGGCUUCGUGUCCGUUCACAAGUUCGUGGCCAUGUGGAGAAAAACUCUGCAGACCUGUCACGAUGACGCUUCUAAAUUUGUGCACCUCUUGGCCAAGCCUGGCUGUAAUUACCUGGAACAAGAGGACUUUAUUCCAUUCCUGCAGGAUGUGGUGAACUCUCACGCAGGCCUGGCCUUUCUAAAGGAGGCAUCGGAUUUUCACUCACGUUACAUAACCACGGUGAUUCAGAGGAUAUUCUACACAGUGAACCGAUCAUGGACUGGCAGAAUUACAUGCUCGGAGCUCAGGAAAAGCAACUUUCUUCAGAAUGUGGCCUUGCUGGAGCAGGAAGACGACGUGAACCAGCUGACAGAAUUCUUCUCCUAUGAACAUUUCUAUGUCAUCUACUGCAAGUUCUGGGAGCUUGACACUGACCAUGACCUCUACAUAGACCAGAGGGACCUGGCACGGCACAAUGACCAAGCCAUCUCCCAUAAAAUGAUAGAAAGAAUAUUCUCAGGAACAGUAACAAGGGACAGACGGGUGUACAAGGAGGGGCGGCUCAGUUAUGCUGAUUUUGUGUGGUUCCUCAUUUCUGAAGAGGACAAGAAGACUGACACCAGUAUAGAGUACUGGUUCCGCUGUAUGGACUUGGACGGGGACGGGGUGCUCAGUAUGUAUGAGCUGGAAUAUUUCUACGAGGAGCAGUGUCAGAAGCUGGAGACCAUGGCUAUCGAGCCCCUGCCUUUCGAGGACUGCCUCUGCCAAAUGCUCGACCUUGUCAAGCCAGAGAUCGAAGGUAAGAUCACUCUGCGGGACCUGAAGAGGUGCAAGAUGUCCCACAUCUUCUUUGACACAUUCUUCAACAUCGAGAAGUAUCUGGACCACGAGCAGAAGGACCCCUUCUCUGUAUUAAGGGAGACAGAGGCAGAGGGCCAGGAGCUCUCUGACUGGGAGAGGUAUGCUUCAGAGGAAUAUGACAUCCUCGUGGCUGAGGAGGCUGCCAAUGAUCAGUGCAACGAAGUGUAUGAUAACCCUCUGAGCCCCUUAGGGCAACACAUUUCCAGCGAGCUGGAUCUGAGGACAAAGAGACACUUCUUUGAGAUCCCCACUCCACACUGCAACCUGGACCUGGAUGAUUAUGAGUAUGAGGAUGACUUUGAAUGACCCCCUUGACCUUGUAACUUCAAACGUCACAAACCUGCUAAGCACCGGGCAGCACUCCAAGGGACGGAGGACAGACAGCGUUAGCAGCUGAAGCGCACCAAGUCAGAGACACACAGGUUCAGGCCCGGCCCAUCGUACGCGACAAGACACACAAACAGGAAGUGAAUGCUAAACUAAAGGACAAAUGGUCUUUACACUGCUGAAUACACAGACACAUUAUCAGACAUCUGACCAUGCAUGACACUGUGAACAAGAGGAGGGCACACAAGGAACGGGACAAGAAGUAGAAAGUAGACAGGGCAGGCCCGGAAGGUAAUUUCCCCAACGGAUGCUUUAGUGUUUUCACUUUUCACAGCCUCACAAACCAGUUCACCCUUUAGAUUCUUUUGCACUGGCCUCACAUUUUUACCCCAAAAAGUUCAGUGUUUUGCAGCUGUAAUGUUUGGGAAGGUUGCUGCAUCUGAAUACCAGUAACAAGCGACUGCAGGAGGCUCUGAGUUCCCACUGGUGUUAACCACAGUCAUGUCACGCACUUAACGGGAGCUCACUGAGGCGUGCAUGAAUUACCAAACAAACCAGUUUCAAUUGGUGCACGUUUUGAACUAAUUCACAUUUUAGGAUAUUGGCUAAUCUUACAUUCCAGAGAUGAAAACUGAACACUCUCUGU